This is a messenger RNA of Emiliania huxleyi CCMP1516, 573 nucleotides long. RefSeq lists its product as hypothetical. NCBI's taxonomy places the organism in Eukaryota, Haptophyta, Isochrysidales, Noelaerhabdaceae. Gene Ontology annotation, cellular component: RNA polymerase II, core complex. The transcript has 2 exons. Gene Ontology annotation, molecular function: DNA-directed RNA polymerase activity; protein dimerization activity. The annotation marks the transcript as partial. The record is from RefSeq and is a predicted model, not a curated record. Gene Ontology annotation, biological process: DNA-templated transcription.
CAGAUGACCGACAAGAUCGAGAUCGAGGUCAAAGAGCUCACCGAGGACUCGAUCACCUUUGUGCUGUCUGGCUGCGACACGUCGACAGCCAAUGCUCUUCGCCGCGUCAUGAUCGCUGAGGUGCCCACCAUGGCGAUCGACAAGGUGGAGGUGCUCGCCAACUCGACGGUGCUCCACGACGACUUUAUUUCACACCGGCUGGGGCUCGUCCCACUCUUCUCGCUGCUCGCUCGCUGGGGCGAUAAGGAACUCACAUUCCGGUUCAAUCGCGACUGCGACUGCAUGACGACGUGCCCAAAGUGCACGGCCGACUUCACGCUCGAGGUCGCGUGCAACCAGGACGAGACGCUCGAGGUGACGACCCGCGAGCUGAAGCCGGACCAGCCCCUCCGCUGCUACGCGGCAGACGGCAGGCGGCGAGAGGAUGACGGCGAUUUUGAGCCCGACGCCUCGGCAGGCGGCGAGCACAUUCUGCUCGUCAAGAUGCGCAAGGGGCAAAAGCUGCACAUCCGGGCGUCGGCGCAGCUCGGCAUCGGCAAGGAGCACGCGAAGUGGUCGCCCUGCUGCACCGCA